UGUCAGGUGAGGUGCUUCCAGUUCAGCGUUCCAGUGGAGUUCAAGCUUUGUUAGUGCAAGAAACGAUAACUGAAAUAAGUGUAGUGCCUAUUUUGUUUAACAACGUAUAACACGAGCAUUAUUGUGCCGAGUAUGAGGAUAAUUUCUUGAAGUGAAUGUCCGUUGGAGCUCAGGAGGCAGUGGAGAGGGCGGGGGUGAGGCUGAGGGAGGCGGCAGGGAGAAUGGGGUCCGUACGAAGGGGAGGUGUCAUUGAAAAAGUUGCCAACGUUUUCUGCGGCAACAGCAAUAACAGUGCAAAUUCUCUCGGUAGCAGGAAUGCAAAAGUGGAAAAAGGUGGACCUCCAGAAAAAUCCGGUCGAUUUCUAUUGGGGAAAGUUCGAAGCAGCAAUGGACUGACCUGCAGCAGCAGCACCCCUCACACCUCCCCACGACCAACUAGGAGAACCCCUCGGCUACAGCGUAAGCCACUCACUUGGGAUGAGCUCAUAAAAGAUGAAAACUUCUUAAGUCGAUUAUUUCAGUACCUCUCAGGCAGCGAGCGCGCCGUAGCUGCACAAGUUUGCUUAAGAUGGCGAACAGUUCUUUACCAGCCAAGUUACUGGCGUACUACCAGAGCAGUGCUUCACUGUAAGGAAGUAAGAGCCGACACUGAGGAACAGACCGUCGAGAUGCGGCGCAAGUUUUACGUGUCUGUCCAGAUGAGAGGCUUCGACUCGCUGGUUCUGGUCUGUGCCACCGACUCUGACCUCAUGGACCUGGUGGCAAACUACGCCGUGAACCACACCAGAGCUCUGCGCUGCGUCGCCUUGCGUUGCUGCAGUGUUUCAGACAAAGGGCUGGAAGCCUUGCUAGAGCAUCUGGGUGGCGUGUAUCAGCUGGAGUUGCAGAGCUGUAAUGAGCUUACCGAGGCCGGGCUGUGGGCAAUUUUGCAUCCUCGCAUCGUGUCGCUGGCCGUGGCCGACUGCAUAAAUGUGGCAGAUGAGGCCAUUGGGGCCGUGGCGCAGCUGCUGCCUUCACUUUACGAGCUCAGCCUUCAGGCCUACCACGUCACCGACGCGGCGCUCGCGCUCUUCAGUCCCCGUCAAACGGCCUCCCUAUCCAUCCUCAGACUCCACUCAUGCUGGGAGCUAACCAACCAAGCUGUGGUCAACAUCGUUCACGCGCUGCCGAACUUGACUGUGCUGUCGCUGAGCGGCUGUAGCAAGAUCACCGACGAGGGCGUGGAGCUCGUGGCUGAGAACCUGCGCAAGCUGAGGGCCCUCGACCUCUCGUGGUGCCCUCGGAUCACCGACGCCGCCCUCGAAUACAUCGCAUGUGACCUCACUAAUCUUGAGGAGCUCACGCUAGACAGAUGUGUGCACAUCACGGACAUCGGCGUGGGCUACGUGUCGACGAUGCUGUCGCUGACGGCGCUGUACCUGCGCUGGUGCUCACAGGUGCGGGACUUCGGGGUGCAACAUCUCAGCUCCAUGCGCGGCCUGCAGGUGCUCUCCUUGGCAGGCUGCUCUCAGGUGAGCUCGAGUGGACUGUCGUCGCUAGUACAGCUGCGUCAUCUCCAGGAGCUUGAGCUCACCAACUGCCCUGGAGCAACUCCCGAACUGCACCAGCACCUGCACCAACACCUCCCCAACUGUCUCAUCAUCGAGUGAUGGUCGUGGCAGCAGCAGCUCUGCACCUACACUAGCACCAUGCAGCGCGUGCACUAACACGAUCGCUUUCCUUCGGCUGAUUCAUCUGCUAGUGCUGGUUUGAUGCUCUGACGUUGAGUUGACCUCAUGCACAAACGUCCGCUCACCGUGCGUCAUCGUUCACAAACGUCUCAUGGAAAGUGAAUUUCUCUCUCUCUGUUCCUCUUGCUUCGCACUCAACUACGACACGCAGACGUGAAGUGUGAUGCUCCAGCUGUAGGAGAGUCAUGUGCCAACUACAGCAUUUACAGCUCUGAGUAAAAUACAUUGAGCUCUGACUCAAGCAACUGCAGCACAGAUUACAGGAAUUGCUUCAUCGGCUUGUGAGAUCACUGAUGAGUCUCAUUCAAUAUCCCUAUUUGCAAGCACAAUUGUUACUUCUGGAGCUGCAAACUUCAGUUAUAAAAAUGUAGCACGAAUUGUAAACUUGGCCUCCUCACAUUUCAGCCUCAGCACUCCAAGCUACUCGUGGCGACAAGUUAUCUCCCACAAAGAUAAUGUGAAAGGAUCAUCUGUGCCAAGGGUCAUUGGGUACGCUAAUUUCGUUCAAAAAUAGUUCGGUAAACUCAUGGAUUUCUCAAAAAAUGAAUUAUUUCCUCCUAAAUUAGGAAAAAAUUCUUUGGGGAGAUCUUUGAUUUGAGUAGUUACAUGAAGUUGAAAAGUGUUCAAAUGUGUAUGAGUUAAUUAAGGAAGAAACCACUAGUUUCAUCUAAUUGAAGAUCCGUUCUGUCUCAUUUGCGAUCGCCGAUCAAUUUUUAAUUAUAACCACGUUUUCUUCGGUUUAGAAUUUUUCCUCCUACAAGCUCGAUAAAAACGAUUUUCUCAUUUGUCUUUCUUGUCAUUUUACUUUAACUUUACAGUUGCACUCCAGAAACACUGACCAUUUCUG
Molecule: messenger RNA, 2577 nt
Organism: Hyalella azteca
Lineage: Eukaryota; Metazoa; Arthropoda; Malacostraca; Amphipoda; Hyalellidae
Product: F-box/LRR-repeat protein 16-like
Exons: 4
Coding region: 156-1649 (497 amino acids)
Biological process (GO): SCF-dependent proteasomal ubiquitin-dependent protein catabolic process
Cellular component (GO): SCF ubiquitin ligase complex
Molecular function (GO): protein binding
Source: RefSeq, a predicted model, not a curated record